GCCGCCGGACCCGGGCCAACCAAGCAGCAGCUUCAGCGGGCGAAUCGGAGAAGCGGCCGCGGCGGGACCGCGACUCGAGCCGCCAACGCGUUGGAAAGGCGAGCUUUCCCCACGCGGCCUUCGCCGCAGCGCUUGGGCAGCCAGCAGACGCGCAACGCGUCAUAGAGCAAGCAGGACAGAGAGCUCAGGAGGUAGAGCGCGCGGCCGCGCAGGACCUAGAGCAGUUCGCAGCAGAGCAAGCCGCAGCAGAAACCGCGGAGAUCACGCCUCUGAUUGCCGAAGCCGGCGCAGCAGGCGAAGCUGCGGCAGGAGCCGCAGCAGGAGCAGGGGCGUUGGAAGCUUUGGGCGGCAUAGCCGGAGCUGGAGGGGCCCUGGCAAGCGGCGCGGGCAGAUCCGAAGCCGGCACGCAGACGGCGCCGCCGAGCGGAAGCAGGAUAGCAGCUUUGACCGGCGGAGCUUUGGAAGGAGCCAGGGCUGGCGCCUCUGCAUUCCCCGCGGCACGCAACGUCGGCAGGGUAGCGGGCGGAGCAGUGGGCUUUGGCGCCGCAACGCUGGGUCUGGGCUUGGGAGUUAUGGGCGGAGCAUACGAAGGGGCCAGAUACUUUAUGGGUGGCGGCAACGGAGGCGACGCCGCCGUUUCAUCGGAGGAUCAAGCGCGAGACAUCCGAACCCUGAACAACAUGCAGCAAGGCACGCCUCAGCGGCAGAUCAGUCUGCGAGCGCCCCGAGUCCAGCAACCCAUGGUGUCCAGAAUGGACGCCGACUCGGACGACGCCCCAAUGGCGCAGCAGCAAAGCCAGCCCAGGCCACAGGUGCAAUCCAGACCCACGCCCCUUCGGCCUGGGAGGCGGAUCAUUGCCAGCAACGUCCUCAAGCAGCAGCGGCGAAAGCAGACCCAGACCGCAAAGGCAGAGCGGGAUACCGGAGCCCUCCUUCAACGAUCUUCGCAGGCGGGCACUGGAGCCCGAGGCGGCGUGAUCUGCUUGGUUGUCACGAACGCCGUCAACGAUGAGCUCAUGCAAUCUUUGGACUAUAAGAUGCGUACUUCAAACGCAUCCUACGUGAUAUCUCGCAAAGAUGUGCAAUAUUUUCCAAGCUCCCUCAGCACCAUCACGCCCACGACCUCGCGAGUGGUUCGGGCGCCCCUGACUUCUGGCUCAGAUUUUAUUGACCCUGAGAGCAUCAAGGCGGCAUUCCGCUUCGUCAACAACGACGCCACCAACGACUUCCACCCAGUGAUGGGCCACCCGGCGUGCCUGAUCAAAAGAAUCCAGCUGUUUGCCAACGGGCAGCGCACGGACGACAUAGACAACUACGGCAGAACGGUGCACCUGUACACGCUGCUGAAGCCACGCGAGUGGUGGAUCAACCAGGCCAACGAGGGCUUUGAAAUCAACGACGUGGGCGAGUUCCCCUUUGCCCUGCCCACGAGUCACUUCCAGGAAGUGCUCAUGGCGCCCACCCUGGUCGGAUUGCUGGGGUGUGGCAAAAUGUUGCCACCUCAAUUGAACCUUGUGCUCGAGAUUGAGUUUGCUGAUGCCGCAGACGCUAUCCGUGGAGGUCAGAACAGCUCCGUCGACUACAGCAUCCAAAACCUCAGAAUCCUGGCCUCGCAGGUCACCUUGGACAGCGCUCUGGUGGAAAGCUUCAACCGGGUCCUGCUGAGCGGGCGCAGCCUCGUGUUCUCGUAUCCCACGGUCCACACGCAGGUGACAAGCGUGCCUGCCGGUUCCACGGAGUUCAACGUCACCGUCGCUCGCGCCUGCUCCAAGUUGCUGGGCGCCUUCGUGACCUUCAGGACACACGGCGCGCAGGAGGGCAUCACGGACCUGGAGCAUCCAGGCACUCAGGCCAACGGCACCUCCUUCCUGGAGUCGCAGAUGCAGCUUGGUCCGCUCCAAUACCCACACUAUCCCGCCAAGGACUUCGCUGAGCACCACCACUUCCUUCAAAUUCUGGCGCACACGUACGACUCAACAUUCCGAAACAUGCGCCUGACGAAGGGCGACUACCAGGGCAGCUCCUUCAUAGCGGCGUAUCCGGUGGAAAGGGUGCCGGGCAUGCCCCUGAGCGGCAUCAGCACCAGGGCGGGUGGUCACUCUCAGCGGCUCGGGGGCGUCGGUCCUCGAUUAACGCCGCUCGCUGGUAGGAAAACUGAUAACAUGAGUUUGUUCGAAAGCAGCAUAACCGGGAACAUUUUGAACGACGGUGCAACCACGGAGAUCAGCGGCAUUACUGCUGGGCAGCUUGCUACGGUUUUGCAAGCUUACACUCCGUUGACUGACACGGCCGCCAACACCGCCUCCAUCUCAGCCAACACCACAGGAGUUGCAAACAACGCGGCGGCUAUCGCAGCGUUGCAGACGCAGGUAGGUGGCUUGCCCGCGUCGCCUGACCUGAGUCCUUACGCUUUGGCCACCGACUUGGCGGCGGCAGAAGGCCUCAUAGCUGCCAACGCCAGCGGCAUCACUGCGUUGAACACGAGACUCACCACGGGCUUGGCGGGCAAAGUCAACCAAAGCGCUUUGGAUGCCCUGCAACUGGAGGUGGACGGCAAGUCCACUCCUGCAAGCGUGGACACCAAGCUCCAGGCUUACUCGACAACCGCAGCCAUGAACUCUGCGAUCGCCAGCGCAAACAACGCAACUUUGGCCUCCGUGGCAAGCACUUAUGCCUUGCGAACGGUCACCGACCAGCUUGCCCUGGAUCUGGCUGCCAAGCAGUCCAGCCUGGACGUUGACACCAAGAUCGCAAACGCGCUGCUGGACAAGCCCAGCACCACGGAUCUGAACACCACAGUUGCUCUAAGGACCACGCCUGCGGAUGUUGAUCAAAAGGUAACCACGGCUCUGCUAACCUACGUCACCCAAGUCGCUUUGGACGCCGCUUUGGCUCUGCGAGAUGGCAGACUAGACGCAGCUGAGGGGUCCAUCGCCGCGCUGCAGGCUGCCGGGUACCAAACUGCGGCUCAAGUUGCAAGCGCAAUCGCUACUGCACUUCUGCCUUACACUGACACCACGGGGCUUAACUCGCUGCUUGCCGUGCACGACGGUAGACUUGACUCUGCUGAAACUUCCCUAGCAGCGCUGCAGGCUGCCGGGCACCAGACUUCUGCUCAGGUCGCCGGAGCCAUCGCAUCCGCGCUUCUGCCUUACGUGCAGCAAACAGGGCUGGACGCCGCUUUGGCUAUCAGAGACGCCAGGCUUGACGGGCACGACGCUGACAUCCUGACCUUGCAGUCUGCGGGCCCCUUUGCGACUUCUGCAGACCUUACUGCUGCGGAAACGAGCCUGCAGUCGGCCAUCGACGCCAUCCUGGCGCAAUUGGCCGUCCUCAAUUCAGGCGGCGGCAGCAAUCUCGCUAACGCGCAACCCUGGCCUGGCGAAAUCACGUGGGACUUGCUCCUGGGAACCAACACCCUGCGCAAUCUCCAUUUCAACGCACCGCUCAGCGUCAGCCUGCAGAACGACAACUUUACGUUGAGCUUGGCCUGCGACGCUUAUAGCAUUGCCCAAGCCGAUGCCGCGAUUGCAGCCGCCUUGGUCCCUUACGAGACUGCUGCGCAGCGAGACGCCGCCAUUGCCGCAGCUCUGGCUCCUUAUGAGACGGCAGCUCAACGAGAUGCCGCUAUUGCAGCAGCUCUGGCGCCAUAUUGGACGCAGGCGCAAACCCAGGCCGCCAUAGACGCGGCUGUGGGCGCUGUGGACCUUUCCGGGUACUAUACCUCGGCACAGACGGACGCUGCCAUCACGUCUGCUUUGGUGCCGGUGACUUUGUCCAACGCACCUGCUUGGACGGGCACUUGGGAGCUGCUCAAGGGCAGCAACGUGAUCAGAAACCUGCACUUUGCGGGACCCCUCAGUGCCAGCCUGCAGAACAACGCAGACACGUUGGAGAUUGACUGCGAUAGUUAUGAAAAAGCCGAAACUUUCACCCAGGCAGAGGUCAACAGCGUGGUGUCUGGAGCCGUAGAUGCGUUGAACAUCGCCCAGUACCGAACGGAGAGCCAGGUGAACCAGGCGAUCACGGACGCCCUGGUGCCCUACGCAACAGACGCGGACAUUUCUGCGACGACGGCUGGGCUGCUCACCCAUGCGCAAGGAGAUGCCAGAUACUUCGCAACUAGCGCCUCCCUGGGCGGCGUGUCCAUAGUGCGCAGCAACGUGACGCCGCCUCAGAUUCGCGCCAUGACGGUUGCUUCGGGCACGCCGCUGUCGAUAAGCGCCAUUCUCUCGGGCACGAUCAUCGAGUUGGGAUGCAACGCCUACACCCGCCAGGAAGCGGACACGAGAUACGUGAGGACGGGCACCUACACCACGACGCUGGACCCAAGAUACCUCGUCCAGAAUGCNNCUUUGAGCUGGCAGAACAUCCUGUCGGGCACCGUCACGGAGCUCCUGUGCGACGCCUACAGCAAGUCGGAGAGCGACGGCAAGUACGCCCUGGCGACCGAUGUUUCGAGCAUUGACACCAGAGUAACCGCGCUCGAGGCCAGCGGCGGCGGCGUGCCUGACCCUCUGACCAUUGGGGAGGUUCGAGGAGACGGCGCCUCGUUGAUACUGCGGGCUGGCAGCAGCACGGUCAACGUGGUGGCCCAGGACAGCACGCCCCUGGCAACAUUCAGCACCCCACCGAGAAUGAGGGUAGACACGGAAAUCUACAUUGAUGAUGCUACGGGGACUGCCGCAGGCCUGCAGACCAACGCGGUGUCCGCCAGAGCUGGUGAUCCAUUGCUGACCUUGACAGGCGGCUCAGCAGGCGCGCGGUCAGCGGGCGCGCUGGAGAUCACAGGCAUCACCACCGGCACGGAGGCGGUCUUCCCCACCAGCGUGGCCACUGGGCAGCUCCAGCCUUCGCCCAGCACCAAUGCGCACAUGCGCAUCUUCACCGGGGCCACAGGAUUGGAGGUCUCCGAUCAGUCCCUGAACCCCCUGCUGCAGGUGGAAGACGACGAGACGAAGAGUUUGAGCAGGGUGCUGUCCGUGACCAGGUCGGCCUCAACCGCGGCAGUUGGUCUUGUGGUCAAGAACACGGCCUCGAUAGGAACCGCCAGGGUGCAGCUGGACUCCAACAACGCAACCGGACUCGCGAAGCUCGAGGUCUCCUCAGCCAGCGGCUGCAUCUUGGAGGCGCCUGGUCAAGAGAUAGGGCUCCAGAACCGCGUGAGCGGGCAGGCGCCCCUGAUUGUGGAAAUAAGUGGGGUGAUCACGACUGCUUAUGGUCAGAACGAUUUGUCGGACGCCAAGAUCAAGGAGAACAUCAGGGACGUGGAUGUGGAGGAGAUGCAGAGCAUCUUCGACCGGGCGAUGCCCAAGCGAUAUGACCGAAUAGAUACUGAUCUCAAGGGACAGCUCGGAUUUCUCGCGCAGGAUUUUGAGGGCACCGGCGUUACGGGAAAGGUAGAGGCGCUGGAAAGCAGAGGCAAGAAGCCUAAGCGCCUGGGCCUGCGAGUCAAGACUCUGCUGUAUUCGGUGCAAACGGGGGAAGCCCAGAUCAUGUCAAAGUGGCCCGGGGCGAAUGUGAGCAGCGGCUCCCAAGAACGGAUGUCGGCGCAGAUGGUCGGGUUGGCUUUCGGGUCGAGAUCAAGCGAGGUGACUUCCCACCCCAGUUCCGCGAAGGCUCGGCCCAUCGACCCAGUCCCCGAGAAUAGCUCCAGCAAGCGGCACAUCGGGGUUUUCCAUGUCAGGCUGCAGAGCCAGCCACAUCAGCGCUACGAACGCCGCGCACCCGCAGGCCAGCUCGAGGUUGCACAAAACGAACUGUUUGUGGGAGACUCGAGCAUGCUUGGUGCAAAGCAACGCCAAAAGUUUCUGCCGAUCAAGGGCAAGGAGGGCGACGCCCCCGUCCUUUGCGCGAAGCAGCGCGCUGCCGUCGUGUGGGAACCCUCGGCAUACGUCGAAGGGGACCGGGUCAACGUCUGCCUCGAAGCUACCCAGGAGCUCGCAGAAGCGGUUGCGAAAUGGGAAUCUGCAGCGGUGCGGCUGGCGGACGCCGCGCCCAUGUUCGGCAAGCCUUUAAGCCCGGCCCAGAUGCAAGACCGCUUCCAGUCGUGCUUGAAGACGUCGCCUCAAGGCCUCACAUUUGUAAAGCUCAAGGCCACGAUGCGCAACGUUCGCUUCUGGAACGCGGAGGGGAAGCGAACCGAGGCGCCAUCAAGCCUGCGAGGGCGAAAGAUCCUGGCAGCCUUUCAGGCUCGGCAGGUUUGGAUGAUGAAUCAGCAGUUCGGGCUGGUUUUGGAGCUGCGCGACUGCAAGCUGGACGAGGAGACUGAGUUCGCCUGCCCACAAUGA
Symbiodinium pilosum is the source of this 6290-nucleotide messenger RNA. The record is from the annotation of a GenBank genome assembly. Lineage: Eukaryota; Dinophyceae; Suessiales; Symbiodiniaceae.